AUGACAAGCCUCAGUACUCCCACCAUCACCGUCUCAUCGGAUUCAGAGUCAGAUUCUGGCCGCCCUCCUUCAUUCUUGCUUGUCCCUUCCACGCAACGUCUGACAGUUUCCUGGAAGUACAUUCGUGGAAAGCACCUCGAUGAUUUAACCACCUGCUCUACUAUAAGAAUCGACUGGACCGACAGGGACCGACAGAUCAUGACCUCGCACCUCGCCCGACACGAGCUUCACAAGGGAGAUUUGAAGAGUACAUACAUGGGCGAGCUUAUGGACCGGUUGGGACUCUCCCAGUACGCAAGACUCGAUACUUCAUUGAUGUACCAGUCAAUAUGCGUCAACAAGCUCCAAAGCGCACUCGAAUACCGUCUCAAGCUACUCCAUAAAGCUGGCCAUGUAUCGGCUACUUUCGUCCUUCCCUACCGGGCCAAGUGGAAGAGGUACACCCAAGCUUGGGGCAGCGAUGACUGGAAUGGCGACAUGACUCCUCCCAGGUCACACACUGCCACGCCCACAUCCAUCUCGACUUUUUCCACGGUGGCCACUCCGACUCCUUCUCUAGGCCCUCCCCCAGACUUUCCAACUCUUUCCUUGACAACAGAUGCCAUAUUGCAUACACCAGAAGACCAGGAUGUUGUCAUGGAAGAUGUACAGGACAUACCUCAGUCCGGCCUCACUCAACAGCAGUGUGCCGAACAUGCACAGGCGUUCCGACAACAGCUUCAACGCGAGACUCAGCAACAGCGGGCUCAGAUACAGCAGGAGCAACAGAGACAGCAGGCUGCUAUGGAUCUACAACGGGCAAAGAUCAAACAAGAUGCCUGGGACGUUUAUCAGGCCCGGAGGCGGCACGAGGCCCACGUUGAGGCACAUGAGCAGACACAAUCCCAGCCAGCCCCCCAGCCAGCCCCCCAGCCACCGGAGCGGGUGACAGGCCAGCAGGCUCUUGAUGUUUCCUUUCAUGCCAUGCAGCAGGCCGAACUCCAGCGGGAAUUCGAGCGACAGAGAGCCCAGAUACAGAGGGAAAAAGAUAUCGCUCAAGCUGAAAUUGCGCAACAACGGUUCGAGCUUCAGCAACAGAAGCAGUCAUAUGACGCCGAUAUUGAGCGAGGAAGAUCCCAGCAUGACAUGCUUGAGAGGGAAACCCAGAUGGCACAGGCUGCAAUUGAACAAGCGCGGUCCCGGCUUCAACAAGAGAGGCAGAUGAACCAGGCGGAGCUUGAGCGAGAACGAUCACAGCUGGAACAACAAGCUCGAGAGUUUAUGCAAGUCCAGAAGGAACAGUUUCAAGAGUACCUAGAGGCUCAGAAGCAGCAGCAGCAGUCGACCCGGCACCAACACCCGUCCCAACAAGAGCCAUGGCAGAAUCAACAACCGACUCAGCAACAACCUUCUCAACAGGAGUCUCUGCAACAGAAACCACCUCCAGCUCUUCCUCUACAGGAGCAGCCGGCACAUCAACAACUGGCUGUGCCCCAUGUUGAAAUGAGCAUAUUAUGUUAUGUUGAAGAAGAAGAAAGACUAGCGCUAACCAGCGUAAGCUAUAGACAAGAAGACAUCCACAUCCCAGCCACCAAUGGAUCGGAAUAG
Fusarium vanettenii 77-13-4 is the source of this 1587-nucleotide messenger RNA. RefSeq lists its product as uncharacterized. The record is from RefSeq and is a predicted model, not a curated record. The coding region runs from base 1 to 1587 and encodes 528 amino acids. The transcript has 2 exons. NCBI's taxonomy places the organism in Eukaryota, Fungi, Ascomycota, Sordariomycetes, Hypocreales, Nectriaceae.